Molecule: messenger RNA, 342 nt
Organism: Histoplasma capsulatum G186AR
Lineage: Eukaryota; Fungi; Ascomycota; Eurotiomycetes; Onygenales; Ajellomycetaceae
Exons: 2
Coding region: 1-342 (113 amino acids)
Source: RefSeq, a predicted model, not a curated record
AUGCAUCAUAGUAUACAAGGCACGUGGAGUAGGGGUAUACAUAUGUAUCCGAGUCCCUUUGAAGAUGUUCUAAAAAUGGCUUUGAUUGGCUUGAUAUUCGCAGCGGAUGCAUUGUAUAAAAGGAGAAUAUACCAAGAUAGCUCUCGUGCGCAAAUUCCAGAUGACUGCUACCUACUAUUAUGCCUGUUUGUCAAUAGGAAUGAUGAAGCCGAGAUCUCCUAUAUUCCCGUGGCCUAUGCGUGCAAGCAAACCUGCUCAGGCUCAACACAAAUCAAGGUCGGACGAAAUCACAUAGAAAUGUCGGCAGUCCUUUAUCUAUCCGUCGAGGAAAUUGUGGCCUAG